CGCGGGAGCGGCGGCCUCCAUUGUUCGGCCGCGUCUCUCCGAGGUCGGCGCGCUGCCGCCUGUAGCUGAGCGAACGCCGCGGGCGAGCCAUUCCUGCCCUGCAUUUUCCAGGAGUUAACGUUACAUCUCGGAACUCCAGGUGACUGCAGACCAAGGAGGAUGCGUGGUGGCCCUGGAGGCUUCCUCCUGGCUGACAGAUGGAGGAAAACGGCACUGGGGCUGCUGAGCCCGAGCCCGAGCCCGGUGCAGGUCAGGCUAGGAGCACGCCUGCCUCCCCGGACACCCCCAGGAGUGUUGAGGGGGCCAUCUUUGCUUCCUCACCGAUUCUCGACUUGAGUCACAGUGGUCUUCACCAUUUAGGGGAGGGCUUUAAAAUCCCCACCCUGAAACAACUGCACCUUCAGAGAAAUGCGCUCUGCUCCAUUCCUGAGGACUUCUUCCACUGGCUGCCAAACCUCAGGUGGCUAGACCUCCGGCACAACAGAAUCAGAGCGCUUCCUUCCGGGAUUGGCUGUCACAGGUAUUUGAAAACUUUGCUUUUAGAAAGAAAUCCUAUCAAAAAGUUACCUGUGGAGCUGGGGAACGUGACAACACUGACAGCGCUGAACCUGCGAUGCUGCCCCCUGGAAUUCCCGCCUCAGCUCAUCGUGCAGAAAGGACUGGUCGCAAUCCUGGCCUUCCUGCAGGCCUACGCCGCAGAGCACCCCUGCCCCUGGGACUUGGCUUCUCGAGCGAUUUCAUCUGUGAAAAAGAUGACCCUAAGUCAGCGACCGCAUCCCCCGUUGGACUUACCUGAAGAACAUGCACCUAACAGAGAAGCCAUGACUUCUCAGGAGCCAAAGGGGACCAGGUUAAAAAAAAAGGUGGGCUCGUGCCUGCCUGUUGAAAAACUGGAUCUGAGUGACCUCAGAAGGUCCACUGGAUCCUCGGAAGACUGGCCGAGUGAGCAGGAGAUCAGGCGCUUCUGGAAGCUGAGGCAGGAGAUUGUCGAGCGGGAGCGAGCGGAAACCCUUGCCUGCAGCCUGCUGCCCGAGCAGUUACCGCCAAACCUCAGCGCGGUGCUGCGUGCCCAGGACAAGGGGCACCCCGGCCACAGACACGUCUCCGGAACGACCCAGAAGCCAAGAAGGAAGCCACCCUCCUUCGGGGGCGCCCUGCCUGGCCUGGCGUCGGUGCACCCGACGGUGAUAGGCGCGCGGAGGCUGGAGCAGGACCGGGCCUCAGCCCUCCGAGAGCUCAGGGAGAAGCAGGCACUGAUGGAGCAGUGGAGAAGAGACAGGAGGGCGCUGCAGGAGUGGAGAGAGCGGGCCCAGACCAUGAGGAGGAGGGCGGAGGAGCUCAGCGGAGGCCCGCGCGCACGCAGGACGCUGGUGGCAUCCAAGAUUCCCUACGCCACAGAUCUGAUUGAUGAUGAGAAAAUACCAACAAACCCAUCUGGAAACCCUAGACAAAGCAAAGAGAAGUCACUGCCAGCAAGUAAAGGGCUGAGGGCCGUUCAAGGGGCUUUAGAAGAAAAGCUAAAACAGCACAUACAGCAAAUGCACGAACAAAGGAAAAGAUUCCGAGGGGUGGCACCACUCGAGGAAAUAAGGAAAACCGCACGGGAUCUGGAAAUUGCCCGAAAGCUGCAGGAUGAAGUAAUGAAACUGAAGUUGGCCCACCUGAACCACGGUCACAGGUUCCCAGCUCUCGUGGGGAACCCUCCACUGCGCCCACCUGCGUCACAGCCUCGGAAUAUAUCUUUCAACAUAAAAUAUGAAGAAUCCGGAAAAGCUUACAGAUACUGAUGACAAAGCACUGAUGCCCUGACAGAACAUCUUCAGCCUGAAAGUGGGUUCAGCACCUCGUUUUCUUCCUCAGAUGUCGUCUUGUGCGCUGGGGACAUUAGGAGCCAGCUCGGGGGACAGUAGAUGGAUUUCACGGACAGCCUAUUGUUUUUCAAUUUACGUUGUUUUUUCUGAGGCUGCAAAAGGUUCAAGGUGCAUUAAAAGAAAGAGAAUACCGUAAA
This is a messenger RNA of Hipposideros armiger (great roundleaf bat), 2008 nucleotides long. It is a transcript of the gene LRRC27, whose product is annotated as leucine rich repeat containing 27. Lineage: Eukaryota; Metazoa; Chordata; Mammalia; Chiroptera; Hipposideridae. Gene Ontology annotation, cellular component: cytoplasm. The record is from RefSeq and is a predicted model, not a curated record. Gene Ontology annotation, molecular function: protein binding.